Aphidius gifuensis is the source of this 1421-nucleotide messenger RNA. It is a transcript of the gene ytr, whose product is annotated as U4/U6.U5 small nuclear ribonucleoprotein 27 kDa protein. Gene Ontology annotation, cellular component: precatalytic spliceosome. The record is from RefSeq and is a predicted model, not a curated record. The transcript has 3 exons. Gene Ontology annotation, biological process: RNA splicing. The coding region runs from base 204 to 656 and encodes 150 amino acids. NCBI's taxonomy places the organism in Eukaryota, Metazoa, Arthropoda, Insecta, Hymenoptera, Braconidae.
ACAGUACGGGACGUACGGUAUUGUUAUACGGAUAUACGGUAUUGAAUAAACAUUGUCAUUUAUUUUCAUUUGUCAUUUCGUUUUAUUUACGUUGAUUAACUCAAUAACUAACCAACAUAACCAUAAUCCAUAUCUAAAUUCCAAAACUAUUUCAAGUGUAAUCAAUUGUAUGGUUUUUAAGUGUAUAAAUAUUGAAUUAAACGAUGGGUAGGAGUCGUACACCAUCACCAAGACGAAGAGAUCGUUCAAGAGAACGUUACAGAGAUGUUAGAAGGAGACGCUCGAGGGAAAGACGUCGAAGAUCAGUUGAAAAAGACAGAGUCAAGUCUAGGGAUCGAGACAAGGAUGUAAGAGACAGACAUCGUCGAUCGUACUCCAGGUCAAGAUCAAGAGAACGUGAACGUGAACGUCCUAUACCAAAAGGCAAACCUGUCAGUACUGAGAGACCUGCUAUAUCAGAGGCUGAUCUCCAAGGCAAAUCACCUGAAGAACAAGAGAUGAUGAUGACAAUGGGUUUUUGUGGUUUCGAUUCAACAAAAGGCAAAAAAGUUGAUGGUAAUGAUGCUGGUGCUGUUCAUGUCAUUUUGAAACGUAAAUACCGUCAAUACAUGAAUCGUAAAGGUGGUUUUAACAGACCUUUGGAUUUCGUUGCAUAAACAUUUAAAAAAUAUUAAUACAAAUUUUUAUUUAUUUCCUUUUUCAUUUAAAAAUAUAUACAAGAUCUUGAGUAAAUUGUAUUUUCUUAAUUACUAUGUCUUCAUCUAGUUUCAACAACAAAUUUAAUAAUACAAAUGAUUAAUAAAUACUCUUGUAAAUACAAAAAUUAAUACCAUCAAAAAACAAAAUGCAAAUAAUUUUAUUUCAUACAGUUCGAAACGUAAUACAUUUAUUGAAAAUAAUUAUUAUUAUCAUUUGCUUGUUGUUAUUACAUUGUUGAUACUGUAAACACAAAAAAAAAAAAAAAAAAAAAAAAAAAACAAAUAACGGUGAUGUGAAUUCUUUAAGACAAAUAAUUUAAUAAUUUAAAGAAAAAAAGUAACUUAAUGUCUUAUUGAUAAUCAAUAAUUGAUUGUAACUUACUCUAAAGAGGCACAAUAUGUUGUAUAGAUAUAGUCAUAUUAUUAACCGGUUAUUAAGCAUGUGUGGAACAAAAAAUAACAUAGAAAAAAAUGACCGUUACCAUGUCAGUAUGAGUAGUUGAGUUAGUUUCGAUGGCUCUCCCUUUCUUUAAUAAAUCACGGUCGUGUAGUUUUACUUUCUCACAUAUAGCUAUAUACAACGCAUUAAAUUCUGUUUAAAUUUAUUACUUGGUGUUAUUUUUUAUGUAAUUUUUUUAUUUUUUUUAUCUUAUCUUUCUUUUAUUUUUUAAGUAAAAAUAAUAUCUAUAGACACCAUAACGGAGAAACUACACAUCAAUCUUU